AAUUUAUUUGUAGAUAAAGCAAGAAUAAUCGGUAGGUUCGUCUAUUUGUAAAAACAGUGCGCUCUGAGUAAAAAGCAGAGCUGAGCGUAAGGAACCGCCCUAAAGCCGGUGUGGAAACGUGAUCUAACACGCGGCUGUGAAUCUCGUGCUCGCUCAUUCGCACUGCAGACUCUCGCGCAGGCUUUUCUCAUCUAAGUGAGGAGCUACGACUCUUAAAAUUACCCUUAGGCCCCAAGGGCAAAGAGUCAUAUAUACAUCAUCUACUGCCAAUAUUUAAUAUCGCUGAAAUCCCGGUGCCAUUUCGGACUUUCAACAUGGGGAAAAAGCUCUCGACAUGGACGCUUCUAGCGGUCUUUUCUCUGCUGGUGGUGAAAGGAAUAAGUCAGGAUCUGGACUUGUCAGAUGCAUUUGACGAAGAUAAACCAACUGCCCCACCACCCAAAGUGGACCCAGCAGGUGGUGCAGGAGGAGCAGUGAAACCCAGCCUUAAACCUGUUAAGCCCACAGUCAAGGAACCAGCAAAACCCAAGCAAACAGAAGAGACAUUCACUGAUUUGUUUGAUGCCACCAUUCGGCCGGGCCUGUUGCCCCGAACACCCCCUAGUCCUCUCCGAACCUCUGUUCCCCCUCGGAAAGCCCAGUCUGGUUUUGGGGAUUUGGAUCUUGAAGACGCCCUGAACCCCGACAAUGAUAUCAGAGGAAAGGGCAAAGACUCUGGCAAAGGCGAUAAAGACCUCGGAGGAGGGGGCCGUGAUGACGGCAAACCCAAUAGCAGAGGUGGAACUGGUGGUAAUCAAUUCUCAGACGAUGACCUUGAAGAUGUGGGCAAUGAUAACUCUUACAAACCUGACAAAGGCAAAGGUGGAAGAGGUGGAAGUAGUGGCGGAAGCAGCGACAGAAACAGUGGCGGUGAUUUGGACUCUACUGAUGACAACAAUGACACCAUGGCUGAAACUGGAACCAUUGCUGGUAUUGUGAGCGCCGUUGCUAUGGCUCUGGUUGGUGCAGUGAGCAGCUACAUCUCCUACCAGAAGAAGAAGUUUUGCUUCAGCAUACAGCAGAGUCUGAAUACAGAUAUGGUGAAAGCAGAUGCCCCAGAUGCUGUAGUUGCACAGGAGCCACAAGUUCAACAAACUCUUCUCCAGCCUCCCAAUGCUGAGCCGCCGACAGAGGAAAAUGCAGUGUAAUCUGAAAUGCAUCAUCCAAACUAAAGCGGGCGCAGUUCUAAAUCGUUGUUCUCCAAUUUGAAUGCCACUGUAUUUCCCAGCGCAUUUGCACCACAAUGCCCUUUUUUAAGUAUCAAUGUGACUGUUUAAAUCAACAUUAAAUAUAAGCUGCUUUUUCCACUAUCGGGCCGAACGGUUCUAAGAACGGUCAGGUACGGUUCCAGUUGUUUUUGUGAGCCUGGUACGGCGCGGCACGAUUACAAACCGUUCUCGGCCUGGAAUUCUCGGCACGGUUAGACAACCGUACUGAGCCGUGCUGGUAGAGUGCGUGUGCGUGACCUCGCCACUCAGGAUCUGUCACUUGUCUGUUGCCUGGCUGCUAGUUUCUCCGUAGCUUGCUAAGCGCGCUAUUUUGAGCAAUGUAAACACAAAUUAGUAAUAAAAUCUAAAGAAAUUUCUGAUCAUCCUCCAUAACGCUGUGGUUAUAACACUUGUGUUACCACGGCAACGACUGACGCAUUUGAAUUUCAUUCCAAAGAGAUCCGUUAUCAGCCCCGCAGUGGAAAACGAAACCGUAUCCGUGUUGACUGGCCCUGAUCGGCACAGAACGGAACGGUUAAGCAAAGAGAACCGUUCGGCCCGAUAGUGGAAAAGCGGCUUUUAAGUCUAGUAAUUUUUUUAAAACUCUAUUUCAACUGUUCACAUGCAACAAUGUAGUAAGCCUGUUUGCAAUAAUAUUGCUAUGAAAUGGAAAACACCUAACAAUUUUCGCAUGAUCUGCUGAGACCCAAGAAAUCCCACUUGGGUCUUUUUUACGGAGGCCCAUACAAAGAGUCCUACAGACACUGCGCUACAGUAUUUUUGUUUGUCAGUUUAGCCCAUCAUUCCUAUUGUGCACAAAUGCAUAUUAAUGAACAGUGAUACAAGUGAUUAAUCCAAGGUUUACAAAAACAGCUGAUUGGAUAAUCAUAGAAAUCUGCUUUUAAAGGUCAAGACUGUUUUCCUUACGCUUUCACAGCAAGACAGGCUUAACAGAUCAGUUGCUGUGGAAUCUGCAAUUGAAAAAAAGAUGAAGGAUUUGUGAAGGUUUUUUGCUGUUGUUGAUGUUUUAACAUGAUCUGUAUAUAUUUGCCUUGCUUUCACAGAGCAAUGUGAAAAGAUUGUUACACAUAUGCAGGUUUUUGUGUCUUGGCGAACUUUUUACUAGAGUGACUUUUUGAGAAAAAAAAAAAAAAAGACGAACAACUGAAGUCAAAAACUAACCAACAGCUGCUUCCUUCUAAUUUGCUUUAAAAAAUGAAACGAUGACUAAAAUGGGUUUAACUGUGAAGAUGUGUUGACGUGUGUUGAAGAAGAAGCCGUGUUGACUGCUUUUGUGUGUGUUAGUUGGAUGUCAGUGGUUACGAUUCCUUCUUUUGAGGAAUAGUUUGAUUCGGCGUGAUCAGAACGAGUAGAUACAUUAGCGUGAAGUAACUUGUGGGUGGAAGUAACCGAAUUUGUGUUUUCAUGUUAGCGCAAUACUUAAUCAGUCUAGUAACUCUUCGUAUCGCUAAAUCUGAUCCAUUGCCUUUUGUGGGGUUUUAAGGGGUUAAUGUGCUUGUAUAUCGCAUACCGUUUCCAAGUUUGUACUCAAACCGUUGUAUCAGUGUAUCUCUAUUUACACUUGUAGCAGUAAAUGUACAUAAAUGUUUGUGCCCCCCCACUCUUUUUGGAUUACGGGGAGUCGUUUUUUCGCCCUAGCUUAGUGUUUGUAUUGUUUGUAGCAUGUUUGAACUUUAGCUUUGAGACUUUUUAGAGACCUGUUACACCCUCGCUAGUUUUGCUAUUGCCUUAACGAGUCCCCAGCUGCUUUCCUGUUUUGCUAAUUUUCCCCACUUCAUUUGCCAUGGGUCUGGCGUUUGUGCCACAGAGCUUGACCAGAGCCCUCAUUUCUCUUGAUUUAGAAGGCCACCAUCUAGAAUUGGCAAAUUAGCAAAACCGGAUUAAAAAGCGGCUCAGUCCUUACCAUCCUCUCCCCCACUUGAGAUGCUCCAGAUUUUCCUGUAGCUGUUGUUUUUCACUGUGAAUUCAGGUGCACCUUUGCUACCCCCAACCCAAGCCCUUGCCAAUGGUGCUUUCCUUCCCAAUGCCUUACAACGCUAACAUUAGGGAAGACAUGCUAGCUUACUAACACAGCACUAACCGUCACGACCGUUAGAAGGGCUGCCUCACUUGAAUGUCUACAAACUAGACGUACUAGGUUACGUACGUUGUUCCAGUUUAAAGGUGUGGUCACAUUCUCUGAAAUUUCGCAGGCAAAAAUGCUGUUUAGGUGGCUUUCUGUUGAUUUGUGUGACUAAUUUGCGCUGCGAAUUCUGCGCGCCAAAAUCAUUUGCCCUUGUGCAAAAUUCCUGAUCACAUAGAUUCUUGUUGAAAUUACACCUGCAAAAAAAUGCCAAACAACGGUAAAUGUGACCUCACCUUAACACUACUGCAGUUUAAACACAUCUGAAAUAUUGUUUACUCACACGCCCAAGAUAAAGCAGUUUUACAAGUCUUGCGAAUGGUAAUGAUGUCGGAGACAUAUCGGCGCAGAAUGUUGCCUGGUACGUUCCUUUAAAUGCGCGUCCUACCAAGGCUUUUGGUAGAGUAUCUAGGAUGAAAAUCAACAAAGAGAAUGUUAGCUGAAUGUAACUCUUUUUACUGCUUUGGCUACCAGAACAAUGUAGCUUUUUUUGGUGCUACACUUGUUAGAAAUGAAGAACACCAAAGAUGAAAUGUGAUGGUUUUGCCUUUUUGCAUGUUCUUUGACUUUGGUGUGAGUCUAGUGAUCCAGUGUAAUGAAUUUGAAACAGCUGAGUGAAAGGUACAACAGUCUCGGUUAAGGCAAAUGUGGAAAUUCACAAGUGUCUUGAACUUUUUCGACAACAUUAUCACCUGUUUGUGUUGAACUGCUUCCAGAUUUGUUGCUUGGACGCAUUAUGUGACUGUUAAAACCUCCCUAAUUCCUUCAAUUGACCAUCUACAUUUCUGGGUACUAGUAGUUUAUAUGGUGGAUGUUGCAUUUGUAAGGAUCUCUGGGCUCUCUCUGGUGUCGUUUGGCCAGUAUAGUUGCAAUUUUGUCAAAACAAGGGUGUACGCGCUGAACUGUACAGAUAUGCAUGUUUUGGAUUCUAGCUGUAGAUAUUAAAGGUUUUACUUGUGUACUGGGUUUAUUUAUUAACUUGAAAAAUUUGUUAUUGGGACAUACGUUUCUGAAGUGUCUUGAUUUGCACUGCCAGUUUAGUUCUUGCAUCAUGGAACUGCCACAGAUCAGACUGUAAUGCUACAGCUUUAUCUGUCAUUGAAUGAACCGAAAUUCAGUUUUGAUGUGAACCUCAGAAAUAUUGACUUUCAGCAUAAAAUCACAGUUUAUAUCAGUGCCUGCUCACUCAAAUACAGACUGUGAUGAAAACACAAUUAAUUACACAGAUAUCAACUGGCAAUCCUCUUCUAGACAUUUUAAUAUUCAAAUGUACUCAAACUUCACUCUGUAUCUCACUUGGUGGUAAAAGAUCAGCAUUAAGAAACCCAAUAAUAAACAAUUUAUCUUG
Messenger RNA from Onychostoma macrolepis, 4738 nucleotides. It is a transcript of the gene cd99l2, whose product is annotated as CD99 molecule-like 2. The coding region runs from base 315 to 1187 and encodes 290 amino acids. NCBI's taxonomy places the organism in Eukaryota, Metazoa, Chordata, Actinopteri, Cypriniformes, Cyprinidae. The transcript is spliced from 12 exons. The record is from RefSeq and is a predicted model, not a curated record.